Messenger RNA from Zeugodacus cucurbitae (melon fly), 3635 nucleotides. RefSeq lists its product as uncharacterized. NCBI's taxonomy places the organism in Eukaryota, Metazoa, Arthropoda, Insecta, Diptera, Tephritidae. The transcript has 11 exons. The coding region runs from base 1082 to 3598 and encodes 838 amino acids. The record is from RefSeq and is a predicted model, not a curated record. Gene Ontology annotation, molecular function: ubiquitin binding.
UUUUUGUGUGAUACAUAUAUAUAUAUAUGUAUGAGUAUUUGUAUUUUUCAUCAACAAAGAACUCUGUUUAGACACUUGCUAUAUUUAGUCUCGAAUUUCAGUCUUUAAUACAUUCAAGUGUUAGUAAUUCGGCAGAUAACAAAAGUAAUGACAAUAUUUGUUUUUGUAGCUUAAAAGUCUUCUAUUCGCAUUUCACAUUUGCUGCUUGUAAAUAAUAGAAGGUGUUCUUAAAUUAUUGUAGACAACUGUGGUGACACUAGUCGAUUUGAACGCGUUGAACUUUCAAGCAACCGGUGCCAGUCACCUUGCACAUAACUGAGGAGAGCGAGAAUCAAAACAAAACAAAAGAAAAUCACGUUUUCAUACACACAAGCCGUUUGGUGUUGUAUUGAAAAUUAUUCUACAUUUGUUUUUAUACGCGCAUUCGCAUUUACAAUGCCAACGCCGCCACCACCAAACGGCCUCGUCAAGCAUAAAAGCAGCGGCCCAACCCGCCACACCCGCAACCGUUGGCAUUUUGCGGUACCCAUGAGGCUUUUCGAAAUUGUGAAAGUUCGAAUUUCGAAGAACGCCUGCUCCAAACGAGCAUUUUCAACUAUGCGUACACAACAACAAUCACAACAACAAAGCAGGAGAUGCCGGACACUGCGUUUACCCCAAAAAGCAUCAAAAGCGCACAAAAUUCGUACAGAAGUCAGUACGUGACCGCAACUCGAAGUGUAAAGUAGUGGAAAAGUGUAGAACGCAACGUAAAGCAAAUAUACAGCUUCACGUGAGCUGAGUGUUUAUCACAAACAUAUAUAUACAUACAUAUAUAUGUAUAUGUGUGUGACUUUGCAACCCCCAGCAGACACACCACACCACUUGCAGCUCCACUUUGGUAUACACAGUAUACAACUCAGAAACGGGCGACUUGGGACUCACUCGCUUGCUCUGACGCAGACAAGGACAUCAAUUCGCAAGCAAAUAAAGUGUAAAUAAACUGUGAAGUUAGACAGACAAGUGCUUAAAAGUCCUGUUAGUGCAUGAAAUAAAGCUGAAAAAUUUAAAAAAGUAAAAAAAAAUCGAAAAUAAAAUUAAAAUGGCGGAUGCUAAGGCACAAUAUCAGAAACUGCCGCCUGGCUGGGAUUGCAAAUUUGAUCAAGCAACAGGAAAUUGUUACUACAUCAACUAUUUCACGAAGGCCAUGCAGUUGGAGGAUCCGCGCGGACGCUACAAACAGCUGCAAAAUGAACGUUGCUCCACUGAAUCCAUAGCGAUGCAGCCCAUAAAUGGUUCACCCUAUCACGUGUAUCCAAGCAACAAUUUGCAGGCCGUGCGUGCCUUUCAGGCCGGUCCUGGCACCAACACAAGUUUGCAUAACAUGUCCACCAGUCCGUUGCUGUCGUCGCGUGGAAAUUUGGAGCUGUCGCCUUUGCGUAUGCCACGCGCUUCAUUGACGCACACACCACGUUUGGGUAAUAUGUCACGUCGUUCGACCAUACAGGAGACUUCCUUUACAAAUCCCAUCGAUACGGAUGUGGUGGUGAAUAAAAUACAGAAUAUGUUUCCCACCGCCAGCGAGGAUCAUAUACGUUUGCUGCUGAAAAAAUAUUACAAUCGCGAGGCCGUCGUCAUUAGCGCCUUACAAGUGGAGAAACAUCCGGUCACCAUGCCUGGUCCCUAUGUCACACCGCCGGCGCAACGUCAUUUGUACCAUAGCAACACCGUUUUCCAUUUGACACCACCAGCGCGUCGCUUGGAUAAGGGCAUAACGGCACGCGGUCUCAAUGGUGCUGUUGCCAUCGGCAGCAGCUCGCGCACCGCCAGUCCUAUUCCGGGCGGCCGUUUUGGUAGUGUCACUAGUGUGCAUGGUGGCGUUGGUGGUGGUGGUGGUGGUUAUAUGGCUGCUGCUGCUGCCGCGGCUAUGCCGUUUCAUCAGGGUUCGCCACGCUUCGAACAAUGGCGUAGUUCACCGAAGCCGCACUCGUCGCCGAAGAUGAAAUUGAGAUAUUUGAAAACGAUAUUCCCCAAAGCAGAUGAAAUGGUACUGCUAGACAUACUUGCCAGCUCGGACAAUAAUGUGCAAACGGCAUCUGAGAAACUUAUCUCAAUGGGCUAUACAAAACGCGAUUUCAUACCACCGAAAAUAUCGCAUCGCGCUGAUCAUGAGGCGGCACAUGCAGCAGCAGCUGCCAAAAAGGCUGGUGAAGAGACAAUUAUACCAUUGCAACCGAAAGUGUACACAGCGGAGGAGAAGGCUACAAUACAAGCUCACAUGAAGGAGAAAUUUCCGCAAAUAGCCGAACGCAUUAUACUCAUGGCGCUGGAGUCGGUCAACUAUGCCGAAGAUCGUGCUAUACAGAUUCUAUGUAUUGUACAUGAAGAGGAUGAGUUGCAUGCCAAGAAGAAUGCCGCCACCGCAGCUGUUGCAGCAGAUGUAGCAAUGCAAUCGGUGAGUGGACAUGUUGCCGAAGUGAUUUUGAGUGCGGUAGAUGGUGUGCAGGCUAGAGCUGAUGGCAGCGGCGCUGAUGAUAGCAUCCUCACUGUUGUUGUCAAAACACCUUUAAAUAGCUACAAUGAUGUCAACAAAAGCACUGAAAAUGCUUCAGCGAAACAUAUUACCUUCUCGGCCACAACAUCUACAUCAACAUCAUUGCCGCCAACAACAUUCGCCUCAUCAUCAUCAUCAUCACCAUCAGCAUUAUUAUCAUCAACGUCAACUCCAUGCAGCGCUAUUCUCAAAUCCUCGACAAAAAUCAACGCCACCAGAAAUAUUGGCAAAAAGGUAGCAUUUCCCUCCAUAAACCUAACCACGCCCACUACAGCUACUACACAGAUUAUACUUUCUAAUUCACCCACUUGCAUUGAACGCAACGUAAAGGCAUCGAAAUCCGCUAGUGACGUCGUUGACUCCUUACCCAACUCAUGCACAAUCAUUAAUCCAUCAGUUGCGCCAUCAACAACCACUCCAUCACCGUCCAAAGCAUUUAAAGAACUACACAUAUCAUCCGAAUUGCCAUCAUCCACUUCAUCAACAGCUGCAACAACUACUCCUCCAAUCUCCACUGAGUAUCCGAAACUCACUACCAAAAGCUUACUGGCGCGUUGCAAUACAUAUGCCUCAGGCAUCCAGGGAUAUCUGCAUGGCACGUAUUCCAAUACAACCACAAUCACAGCCACUGCUGCUACCACUUCGGCUUCUAUUUUGGAUAAAUUGAAAUUGACACGCUUGCGCGAAAAGACCGAUACGCUAAAAGUCGGACAACAAGCUGCAACAGAUGCAGCGGGUAAGCAGCGCCAGCAUUUCAAGUCUAUUAUAGACCGUAUAACAACCAGCGGUCACAGCGCAGAAUUAGCUAAAGGCGCCGAUGAGAGUUUACUGCUCGCCGACUAUGUGACCUGGAAUGGCGCCAAUCCCGAUAUGCCACAAGGACACAAUCAAAAACAAUUGUCACACGGUCCAGACGCCAGUAAGUUGUGUGAGCGCAGUUAUACACCGAUUGGGCGUAAUCCGGAACUUUGUAAGGGUGCCCAAAAGGGUUUGGCUAAAGGUAGUAUUUAUGCGCAACUCGCUGCAGCUGGCAAUACAAAAACGACAAACAUUAAAUGUAAUUAAAGAAUUUUUGAACAAAUUAUAUAUACUCAGACAUUUA